This is a messenger RNA of Neoarius graeffei (lesser salmon catfish), 1799 nucleotides long. RefSeq lists its product as uncharacterized. The record is from RefSeq and is a predicted model, not a curated record. Gene Ontology annotation, biological process: lipid transport; lipoprotein metabolic process. The transcript is spliced from 12 exons. The coding region runs from base 65 to 1771 and encodes 568 amino acids. Gene Ontology annotation, cellular component: extracellular region; membrane. Gene Ontology annotation, molecular function: lipid binding. Lineage: Eukaryota; Metazoa; Chordata; Actinopteri; Siluriformes; Ariidae.
GGCAUUCAGUCGAGGUAAUAUCUCAUGUAGUAGGUCUUUGGCUCCAGCAACAACAUUAUAGAAAAUGCCAAAGCCUCCUGUUCCUGCACCUAGAACUCACUAUCCAAGCCAAACGGACAUAUGCUCAGAUGAUACGAGGAAUCAUGUAAAAGACAUCAUCAGAUCCCUGUCAAGUCAAACGUCAGUCGAAUCCAGUGCUCCGUGGACACAACAUACUACACAUAGCGAUGAGAGCUCACUAAUACGCACAUCUUCAAUCAAGAAGGGUGGUGAAUCAGGUGGGCAAGCUCUACCUAGCAUGGUACAUCCCAGCUCUGUGCCUGUAUCUGACCAAGACAGUGGUGGAGAGACAAUCAAUGUACAGAGGAAUCAUGUAAAAGACAUCAUCAGAUCCCUGUCAAGUCAAACGUCGGUCGAAUCCAGUGCUCCGUGGACACAACAUACUACACAUAGCGAUGAUAUCUCACAAAUACGCACAUCUUCAAUCAAGAAGGGUGGCGAAUCAGGUGGGCAAGCUCUACCUAGCAUGGUACAUCCCAGCUCUGUGCCUGCAUCUGACCAAGACAGUGGUGGAGAGACAAUCAAUGUACAGAGGAAUCAUGUAAAAGACAUCAUCAGAUCCCUGUCAAGUCAAACGUCGGUCGAAUCCAGUGCUCCGUGGACACAACAUACUACACAUAGCGAUGAGAUCUCACGAAUAGGCACAUCUUCAAUCAAGAAGGGUGGCAAAUCAGGUGGGCAAGCUCUACCUAGCAUGGUACAUCCCAGCUCUGUGCCUGCAUCUGACCAAGACAGUGGUGGAGAGACAAUCAAUGUACAGGAUGAGAACCCACUACCAAGCACAUCUUCAAUCAAGAAGGUUGUCAAAUUAGGUGGGCAAGCUCUACCUGGCAUGGUACAUCCCAGCUCUGUGCCUGAACCUGGCCAAGACAGUGGAGGAGAGACGAUCAAUGCACAGGAUAAUGUAAACUACGUGGAAUGCUGCUACUCAAAUGAAUCCGGCAACAAAUCUCCUGAUACAAUGAAUGAUGAUGCAAAAGCAUUCACAAAAAAAGCCAACGAUCUAAAAAAAGAUCUUUGUGUAUAUGUUAACCUCCUAUCUGAGCGAAGUGCAAAUCUGCAGAGUCACAUUAUAGAACUACAGAAGGUGGCUGAUGACAUUGACAAGACCAAUAAGGGGGUGAAGAUAGCACGCAUUACCGGGGGAACUGCAGGGGCAGUUGGAGUCGCAGCUGCUGUUGGAGGUGUCAUACUUUCCCCAUUUACCAUGGGGGCUUCGUUAGCAGUGGCUGCAGUUGGAGUUGGAGUUGCAGCAGCCGGAGGGGUCACUGGAGCUGGAGCUGCCAUCACCAACAAAGUCCACACCAAUAUGGACAGCAAGAAGGUGGAAACAAUCCUGAAAGAACACUCUGCACAGUUAGAGGAAAUUGAGGAAUGUGUAAAAUGUAUUGGCACAAAUAUAGUGUGUUUGAAGGCAUAUAACCUGGCCACAUUAAAAGGGGUGGAUUGGAAUGCAGUGAAAUUGGCUAGAAUGGCACAUAAGGUUGGAGACAGUGUAGGAGUGAUCGGAGCAGUCAACAAGUCCUCAGGUAUGAUUCAAGGCUUCGCGCUGAACUUGGAAGGGUACUUCAGCAAAGAAGACUCCAAGCAACUGAAGAAGGGCUCUGAAGCCAAAUUUGCCAAACAAAUCCGCAGUUUGGCAAUGCAGAUGCAGACCAGCCUUGAUGAGUUGAUGACAUUUCAAGGAAUGGUGAAAUCUGAAGGCAUAUAGAACAUAAUUUGUGCAUAUAUUGGAUAUU